Entrophospora sp. SA101 is the source of this 819-nucleotide messenger RNA. The record is from the annotation of a GenBank genome assembly. Lineage: Eukaryota; Fungi; Glomeromycota; Glomeromycetes; Entrophosporales; Entrophosporaceae.
AUGGCUCGUAGAGGUCCACCAAUGACUAUUCCUGGUUUUAAAUCACCAUUUGAAGAAUUUUCAGAAAUUGUUGAUCCUUCCGGUAAACUUAGCUUUAGUGGGAAGGCAAUUCUACACGCACAAGGAGUAGAUUUCACAGAAGGCACCAGUUACAAGAUUAAUAAGGAGGAAUUUGAGUUGAUGGAGGAACUUGGGAGAGGUCAAUAUGGAACUGUAAAGAAAGUUUUCCAUAAACCUACAAAUGUUGUCAUGGCGAUGAAGAUGGUAGAAGGCCUUAGAUUUUUAAAAGAUCAUUUAAAUAUUAUCCAUCGUGAUGUGAAGCCUACAAAUGUUCUUAUAAAUAGAAAAGGUGCAGUUAAAUUAUGUGAUUUUGGUGUUUCCGGUCAAUUAAAUAUGUCAUGUGCGAAAACCAAUAUUGGAUGUCAGAGUUAUAUGGCCGUACGUGAUCGUACUAAUUUUUAUACGGUACAAUCUGAUGUAUGGUCACUUGGACUUUCGAUGCUCGAACUUGCUACUGGAAAAUAUCCAUAUCCUAGCCCAGAUACAAGUGUUGGUAUUAGUUUAUUUGCUCAACUGAAUGCUAUUAUUCAGGGUCCUCCACCCACUCUAUCUGAAGAUAAUUUUUCUGAAGAAUGCAAAGAAUUCGGCACCUUUAGGAGUAGAACAUCUGAUCUGAAAAAGUUACCUGAUGAACGUCCAACAUAUGCACAAUUAUUGGAACAUCCAUUUUUGAAAAAAUAUGAAAAUACAGACGUUGAUAUGAUAUCAUGGGUAGAAAAAGCAUAUUUAUCAAGGAAAGAUUUGGAGAACAACUUAUAG